Doryrhamphus excisus (bluestripe pipefish) is the source of this 802-nucleotide messenger RNA. It is a transcript of the gene trappc1, whose product is annotated as trafficking protein particle complex subunit 1. Gene Ontology annotation, cellular component: TRAPP complex. NCBI's taxonomy places the organism in Eukaryota, Metazoa, Chordata, Actinopteri, Syngnathiformes, Syngnathidae. Gene Ontology annotation, biological process: endoplasmic reticulum to Golgi vesicle-mediated transport. The record is from RefSeq and is a predicted model, not a curated record.
GUUAAAUGAAGGCAGAGAAAUGGAUGUGGUGACGUCACUGUGCACUCACCUGAUCCACAAACCACAAAGACGAAGAGCGCCAGCAGCCACGGACCCACCGGAGACUUCUCCUCGUUGACGGGCCGCUGGAAGACAAACGUCCAGCGGGCGCAAAGUCAUUUGGAGUGCGAAGGUCUGGACUCGGCUGUGACGACGAGGAUUAAGAUGAGGACGAGAAAGUUGAGGAAGGAGGAAGCUGAGGCGUCCAUUUUGCAAGAAGAUGAUUGGCCCACGCGGAGUAACGAUGACAGUCCAUAAUUUAUACAUAUUUGACCGGAAUGGAAAGUGUUUGUUUUACAACGAGUGGAACCGUAGAAAGCAAGCUGGCAUCUCCAAGGAAGAGGAGUUUAAGCUGAUGUAUGGCAUGCUGUUCUCUAUUCGCUCCUUCGUCACAAAGAUGUCUCCAAUGGACUCGAAGGAGGGAUUCCUGUCUUUUCAGACAAGCAGGUAUCGUCUUCACUACUUUGAGACUCCCAGUGGGCUCAAGUUCGUCAUGAACACAGACCUGGCAGUGAAUAACGCCAGAGAUGCGCUGCAACACAUCUACAGUAACUUGUAUGUGGAGAACAUCGUCAAGAACCCGACAUGCGUGUUGGGUGACUCUUUGGACAGUGAUCUCUUCAGCACACGACUGGAUGCUUUUAUCAGGGCUCUACCAUAUUACAGUCCCCGCGCCAUUUAACACAAUUCUUAUAUUUGUUACAUGAAGCAUAGAGUUAACAUAAGGUUGGAUGUUUGUCUCAUUAAACUGGUUCCGCAGUCA